CGAGGAGGCGCACUCUUGUUUUGUCCCGCGGGGGCGCACCCACUUUCGCCAACACGAUUUAGUUCUCAUUGGUCAUGCUGCUUCAUCCAACGCCCCACUCUACAUUUGCAUCAUCCGACAGGGUCCCAACAUUGGACGACGCAGUAUCGUACUGUGCAGCCACCACUUGCUACCGCUUUGCCAAAGACAGCGGCCUGUGUCUCCUCCACGCAGCUACCACACAGCAGCAUGCCACCUCGCUGCGUCAAUACCACGAUUCCCCUGCUACCACGACGCUCCAGACGCCUCCGCUAACAUCCGUCACCACUCCCCGUCAUUACCAUGACCUCACAAGCUACCUUCCCUCCAAAUCCUCCAGUGGCCGAUCGUCCCCACACUCGGACGCUGUUCGCGUCAGCUGUAAACUGUGCCAGGUCGACCAAUGCACCAAGCGCGCCAAGUCCAGGGGUCUUUGCAUAUCGCAUGGCGGAGGGAAACGAUGCGUCAUUGAUGGGUGUGUGAAGAGCGCUAAGGGGGGCGGGUUAUGCAUCUCGCACGGAGGGGGUAAGCGCUGCCUCAGGGAAAGAUGCAACAAGUCGGCAUUGCUGGGUGGCUUCUGCGCGCACCACGGCGGCGGCCGCCGCUGUGGACACGACGGCUGUACCAAGUACGCCCUCUCGGGUGGGUUCUGCAUUGCGCACGGCGGAGGCAAGCGCUGCAACUUUCACGCAUGCCCCAAUAGUGCCGUGAGUCGCGGGUACUGCGUGGCUCACGGUGGCGGCCCCCGAUGUGCCACCGCAGGGUGCAUGAAGGGUGCGGUCACGGGCGGACUGUGCAUCAAACAUAACGGCGGCAAGAAGUGUCAGCAGACCGCGUGCAGAAAGAAAGCUCGCACCAAGGGAUAUUGCUUUACCCACUUUAAAUAAAUUCUAUUUCUGACCUACCAUACAAUUUUUUAAUUGAA
Messenger RNA from Aphanomyces astaci, 943 nucleotides. RefSeq lists its product as hypothetical. NCBI's taxonomy places the organism in Eukaryota, Oomycota, Saprolegniomycetes, Saprolegniales, Verrucalvaceae. The record is from RefSeq and is a predicted model, not a curated record. The coding region runs from base 75 to 905 and encodes 276 amino acids. The transcript has a single exon.